AUGUCGCAUCUUUCGGAAAUUGAUGUAUUCAGAAAAACAAUCUAUGCCGAAGCAAGAGGAGAACCUCAUGAAGGACAAGUCUGGGCUGCUUGGGUGAUCAAGAAUCGAGCUCGAUUAAACAGAUCUUAUUGGGGUGGAAAUUCAAUCAAAAAUGUUUGUUUAGAACCUGGUCAAUUUGAAUGUUGGAAUGGUAGAUCUGAUAUUCAGAUUAAUGAACGAGAAGCUUAUGCACAAGUAUGUCAAGUGGUUGAUCAUGUUUAUAGUGAAGAUUAUAGUCAAGAUCCAACUGGUGGAUGCGAUCAUUACAAUUGUCCAGAGAAAGAAGGUUACCCACCCUGGACUCAAAAUUGUCAAAAAAUACGAAAGAUUGGUCAACAUCAAUUUUACAAAGGUUAUCAAUAA
Rotaria sp. Silwood1 is the source of this 402-nucleotide messenger RNA. The record is from the annotation of a GenBank genome assembly. Lineage: Eukaryota; Metazoa; Rotifera; Eurotatoria; Philodinida; Philodinidae.